AGCGCCGUUUGUUGUGACGCCUGCGCGCUGCCGUGGGCGCAGGCUGGAGCAAUAGAGCGCCGAUAAGAGGGAGGGGGGCUGCACCCAGGGAGGAACGCGGGGCUUCGCCGUGGAGGUGGCAGCGCACCACCACCCCUCCGUGGGGACGAGGGGGCCGUGAGGGAGCUGCGUGGGGUCAUGGCCAGCCCCAUAGCGGAGUCGGAACGGUCCUGCGCGGCCGCGUUUCCCGCCCCCCCUCCCCGGGUCGUGACGGGGUGAGGGACCAAGAUGGCGGCGCCCAGCGCCGGGGAGGCGGGGGGGGGCCGGGGGAGGCCGCCCGCCGUCACCCCCCAGCAGAUCCGCGACCUCAUCGACGGUGGCAUCGCCCCCGAGGGCGCCGGCCCCGACGGGAAGGACACAUCCCACUGGUCAGAAUCAGCUAAUGGAUCUUCUCAAAUGGAUGCUCUCUCCUUGGAGUCUACCAGCAAGGAAGCCUAUUUCAGCAGGGUAGAAACAUUCACUCCGCUGAAGUGGGCGGGCAAACCCCAUGAGCUCUCUCCCCUGGUUUGUGCCAAGUAUGGCUGGAUCAACGUGGAGUGUGACAUGCUGAAGUGCUCCAGCUGCCAGGCCUUCCUCUGCGUGAGCCUGCAGCUCACAUUUGACUUCAACAAGUAUAAGGAGCGCUGCAUGGAGCUGAAGAAAGCCUUGUGCACGGCUCAUGAGAAGUUCUGCUUCUGGCCGGACAGCCCCUGCCCAGAUCGCUUUGCCAUGUUGCUGGUGGAUGAGCCCAGAGCCCUUCUUCAGGAUUUCCUGGACCGCUUUCAGAGCCUGUGUCAGCUGGAGCUGCAGCUGCCCUCCCUCAGACCAGAAGACAUGAAAAACAUGUCCCUGACAGAGGAGAAGAUCAGUCUGCUCCUCCAGCUGAUCGGGGAGGAACUGGAGCACAAAAUGGAGGGAGAGAAAUCGCCGAUGAAGUUUGCCACAGAAAUCCUACAAGUGCACGUUCCUGCCUGCAUCCUGGCUCUGUGCGGCUGGACUUGCAGUGCUGCGUCUGGCUCCGUGCACCUCUCGGUGAUCACCUGCUCCCGCUGCAUGAGGAAGGUGGGACUGUGGGGCUUUCACCAGCUGGAGUCUGCGGGGCCGGAGCUGGACUCCUGCGGCCCGAGCAGUGCUCCGCCGACACCCACCGAGCGCUUCCCACUCGUGCCCGUGUCUCCACGCAGGAUGCUUACGCGGAGCCAAGACACACUCCCUGCAGGUUCCGAGCAGCACGAGAAGAGCCCGUCCCCGGCAAUCUCUCGCCUGCGGGGUUGGGACUCUCCCAUCGCCACGGACCGGAGUGAGUUGGAGGUUGCCAGCCCCACUCUGAGGAGCCGCCCCGUCACCCGCAGCAUGGGGCAGGGGGACAACAUGGAGGUGCCAUCCAGUCCUCUCCGCAGAGCCAAGCGGACACGGCUCUGCUCUUCCAGCAGCUCGGACACUUCUUUGAGGAGCUUCUUUGACCCCAGCUCUCAGCAUCGUGACUGGUGUCCCUGGGUCAAUGCAGUGGAGGGAGGAGAAGUGCUGGAGGAUGCCAUGACCCAGACGGAGAAGGAGCCUGUGAAGGCAGAGCCAGGCUGGCGAGUGGUACUGAACACACUCCUCGCCACCAGAAAGUGCGACAGAGUGCCGGAGAUGGAGCCUGUGAGUCUCUCGGUGAAGUCCAGCAAGGUGUUCCGCAUUUUCCGGCAGUGGGAGAGCAUGAAUUCCUCCUGAAUGGGCUGCUGCCUCUGGGAACUGCUGCCUGACUGGUGGCAUGGGGCAUCGCAUUGAUCUGGCAGAGAUCCACUUUGCAGUCGCUCCCGCGGCAGCUCUGUGCCCCGGGGAGGGGAUGCCGAGGAGGCUCCACGCCAAACGCAGCCCCCAGCGGCUGCUGGGACCCCACUCCUCCCUGACCGCCUUCCUUGAAGCCCCCUGCCUUCGCAAAUUGCUGUUGGAGCCCUUGGCCCCGAGGGCUUCAACAGCCCUGUCUGGAGCCGGGAUGUGCUAUGGGCGUGCGGGGCAAACGAGGAAACGUGGUCACCUCAUGAGGGUGACCAUCUUGUCCAGCUGUGACCCGCCACCAGCAGCGCAGGGAAGUGACGCCAGGUGGGAAUAAACAUUUCACUUUUGUUUUUUUUUCUUACUGCUGGUGCGGUGCUUCUUCCUGAGGUGGGGUGAGCUCUGGACCUAACACACGGCUCCCAUAUUCCUUGGGAUGCUCAUCAUUGUGGGAUCAGUGUCUGGCUGUCUCCCUCGCCUGCUUCCCACUCCUUGUUUCACUGUUUCACCUGCCUGAUGUGGGCUCUUUGCCACAGCCUGAGCCCCCAUACACGCGGAGAUGUCCAUGGCCUUGUACCCCAGUGCCUGCCAGCAUCUGCCCCAGCAAUCAGCUGCCCAAAG
Messenger RNA from Chroicocephalus ridibundus (black-headed gull), 2400 nucleotides. It is a transcript of the gene ZC3HC1, whose product is annotated as zinc finger C3HC-type containing 1. The coding region runs from base 268 to 1734 and encodes 488 amino acids. Lineage: Eukaryota; Metazoa; Chordata; Aves; Charadriiformes; Laridae. Gene Ontology annotation, molecular function: zinc ion binding. Gene Ontology annotation, cellular component: nucleus. The record is from RefSeq and is a predicted model, not a curated record. The transcript has 10 exons.